Anastrepha ludens (Mexican fruit fly) is the source of this 3064-nucleotide messenger RNA. RefSeq lists its product as uncharacterized. The transcript has 2 exons. The record is from RefSeq and is a predicted model, not a curated record. Bases 75 to 3041 code for a protein of 988 amino acids. NCBI's taxonomy places the organism in Eukaryota, Metazoa, Arthropoda, Insecta, Diptera, Tephritidae. Gene Ontology annotation, cellular component: extracellular region. Gene Ontology annotation, molecular function: chitin binding.
AAAUUAAUACGCUUCCGUUACUAUUUACGUGUGUAGUUAGUUGGGCUCAAAGAGGAGUUCGAAAAUUGAUAGCCAUGCAAUUCGGAAUCUACGCGUUGAUAAUAUUUGGAUUAUUUUACUUCUCGGAAGGCAAGCCAUGCCCGGAGAAGACGCGCCCACACAAAACACGUUGCGAGGCGUAUUACAAAUGUAUUGAAUUACCCUCCAAGCGCUAUGUUUGGGUGCCAGAAAAAUGCGAAUCGGGCCUGAUAUACGAACACAAUCUGGGCUUAUGCGUAUUGCCCGACGACGACUGGGAGUGCAUACUGGGAGUUAGCACACACGAUGGCAAGGUAGAGGAUAAUGAGAGGAAUAAAGCGGCGGUAUUAGGUCAAGGCCAGACGCAAACAACGAAGACAACACAAAUGAAUGUGAUGAGAGACGCAGAUUUAUAUAUUAUAAAUAAUAAGGAUGGAACUAUUACUGACGCUGAUUCGAUGACCACAUUGAAGAACGGCGCAAAUGAAAAUGAUAUGGAAGUGAUAAUAGAUAGCAGCGUGGGCAGCGAAGAAGAAGUGGAGCACGAUGACAGCCUAAUAGAGUCUAGUGGUGAUGGUGUUGGCGAGCUAAUGGAAUUAGAUGGUUUUCUGCGGGCGGAAAACCGCGAGACAGAAGAACAUCAUGAGGGGCAGCUCAUCGAAAACGAUGAAAAUGAUAUUAAACCCGACACAGCGACGAAAAAGUCAAAAAUCGAUCCCAAACUUACGGCACAUCUACAGCGAUUAUCGCAAUUGAUUGAUGGCCUGAAAGAUCAAUAUCAGCAGGGCGAGAAGGAACAAACGGAAUUACGACCCGAUCAGUUGAAUGCUUUCUUGGCGCAUUUUAAUAUACAAAACAAGUUUAAUUUGAUCAAACCUACUUUUGAGAAGAAUUCGAAAGAAACAGCAGAUACAACCACGACUACAGCGCCAGCAGAGUCCACUAUGGCGUAUGCCAAAUACCAAAUACCUUCAAAAAAUAAAACACGCCUACAAGAGCAUUUAGAUAAUAAAUUAAAGCCAGAAACAAAAGUCGUACUGACCAAUACCCUGCCGAAACAUUACGGUACUACGGGCUAUUCGAAUUCGCAAAUUGUGGUAAAUCGUCCCGAGGGUUCGGUGCUUUUUACUUUGCCACAUUACGGCAACCAGCAGACGUCUGAGUAUGGCCACAAUACGCCAAAAAUAUCUGAAGAUACUUUGAAAACUGUAUUAGAGCUGUCUAAACAAAUGAUUGCGACACAAAACAUACCAAAAAUAAUACCCAACACCGGAUAUUACGCGCAACCACUAAUACAACCACUUUUCCUGCCCGCUUCUGCCUUUCAAACCCAAGCACAAGCAAACCCCUUUGCAGCAUAUUUCAACAGCGUUAAUAAUAAUAAACCACAAGAAGACUAUGAUGCUAAUGGCGGAAAGUUUGGCCCUUUUACAGAUUCUUACCAUAACCCGUCAGGACAUAACCAGCUACUCCGACCCGCCGGCAGUUAUAACAAACCGGCCAAUACCAUCAUACACAACAACGUAAUACCUAUACAUCUGACAUCCACGAACUCGGGUGAAAAGGAAAUCGUUGACAGCUAUGGCCAAAGUUUAGGGAUUUAUCCGCCACUUAACAGUGCCGAAAGCAACGGCUAUCACCAGCAAUUCCAUACGAAUAGUUUUGGUGACAAUAAAUUUCUUAUCAGUCACACCACAACUCGGCCACAAAUUUCUACUACACCGUCACCGACCGGCUAUGCUGCACAAUAUCCUUCGCCAUUUCCUACAGAGUUAGGUGCCACUACAAUACGCCCCAUACACUUUGAACCCACAUCACCAACACUUACAGAGUACUUCUCGCCUAGUCCUCACUUAAAUGAUAAUAACGUCAAUAAGCUGUUUCAAUCGACCGAUCGUUAUCCAACGGUACAAUACGACGAUCUGCCACGCCCCAUGAGUUUAGGGCGGCCAUCACUCUUCUCGCCACAGAUGGAUAAGCACAAAGUCAAGGUACGUCCAAAUGGUCAUACAAUUGAGAGCAUGGAAGUCGAAGCGGAUGAUUACAAUGAUAACCAAGCGCGACCACUGCCGCAAUUAUUCACCUAUAACUAUGACAAUGAUAAACCUGAUAUGAGCAAUCAGUAUCAAGAGCUGGUUUAUGGUGGGCAUAGUGGUGGCAACAAGCACGCCUAUAUGCCGCGACCCUCCGCGGGUGUUGGCUCCACACGCCCAUCUUAUACAAUUGGCGCAAACAAACUGAAGCCAUAUAAUACUCAUUCCUCCUCUUCAUUUGCCGAUGGAACCCAAUUGAUCAAUAUGGGUGGAAAUUUCAUUAGCUACGAUGCCUUUCAGAAUACAAUACUGCCACUACUCGGCCAAUCACAAUCGCUUAGUGAUUUAAAUAAUGUUGAAGUUAUCACUUGCGCUACCGGCGUACGUCAACCGAACACCACCGACUGUACGCGUUACUAUGUCUGCAGCAAAAAGGAUGGCAAAGUACUCUCAUACUCCUGUCCGCCAUAUACCGCCUUCAAUGCACAAUCGCGAAUUUGUGAUGCCCAUACGUACGCGGUAUGCUCACCGGAUGCAAUUAUCAGCAGCUAUACAGUGUCGGAGAAUAAACGCUUGCAAAUGGAGGCGUUGAAAGCGUGGCAGGAUGCCAAGCGUCGACAAGAGCAAGCUAUUAAAGCGGAAAAUAUUGCAAAUUUGAUACAAAAAUAUGGUGGCCAAACACAAGCGGCGAAUGAAGAUGGCGCGCACGAGGAUAGUAGUGAGAAGAAUAUGCUGAACGCGUAUGUGCAGCAAGCAGCUGCUAUGAAGGUCUAUAGCACAACGGCUAAGCCUACAUCAGCGCCGGUGAAGAAAAGAAAAUACUAUUGCAAAGAAGGUGAUAAAAUUGCUGAUCAAACUUCUAUGAGCAGUUACUUUAUCUGCUAUAAAAAUGCGCAGGGUAUGAUGAAGGGUCACAAGAUGACAUGCACCAAAGGUUUGAUUUUCUGCACAAAAAGUGCAAUGUGUACGCUGCCCAAUAGAUGCACGUAAUAUAAAAAGACGGCGACGGCGAU